This is a messenger RNA of Lachancea fermentati, 498 nucleotides long. NCBI's taxonomy places the organism in Eukaryota, Fungi, Ascomycota, Saccharomycetes, Saccharomycetales, Saccharomycetaceae. The record is from the annotation of a GenBank genome assembly.
AUGAGCAAAGAUAACGCGUCAAGUUCAACGAGGUCUGAAGCGACUAGCCACAACUUACAUGAAUUAGCCGCCGAAUGGCAGGGAAAUGAAUAUAGGGAUAAAGUACGUGUUGAAAUGCUAAAGCAGGAAGUUCUGCAGAAAGUAGAACAGAUCACUUGUUGUCUCAGUGCGGACGCAAAAUCUCCCAAUGCAGCCUGUGAUCCAAAACCAGUAGCAAGGUUGGAUUGGGACGAGCUAUAUGAGGUUUCUGCCAAUGUUAUGGAUGUAUACACUAAGGAGGUUGACGACUCCUUAGCCGCCUUGGACAAGUUCUACCGUAAGCAGUAUUUAUGGCAAGAGGCCGCAUUUACAAUUGAUUCUCAUAGGGGUGCGCUGAGAAUUGGAACCGCAGAAGAUUGGAUGAGAAAUAAAGAAGCUCAUUUGGAAUAUAUGCGCCAGGAGCUAUCCUCAUCAGCUCAAGUAAUUAAGAAAACGAUUGAAGAGUUAUCUCAGAAGUGA